AUGGGUUUCGACAAGGGGAUUGACGUCGUCAACGCAUUCCCAAAUGAAGUGAAGAACAAAAUAUUCCUCCUAACCGGACCAAACCCCGGUGAACUAGCUGCAACAACAGCCGAAGCUCUGGCCCACGGCGACGCAGGCGCACUUAUCCUCGUGGGCAAAUCGCAAGAUGUCGCGAAACCAGUCAUGGAAGGAAUAAACCGCAAGUUCCCCAAGGUGAAGCUGAUAUUCAUCACGGCCGAUUUCACCCGGCUUGACAGCGUGCGCAGCGCGGCGGAGACGAUCCGACGACUCGAAACCCCCAUCGACGGGAUCGUGGUGACCCCAAGCCUGAUGGCUGUGCCGUGGAAGCAGACCGUGGAUGCGAUGGAGUCGCAUUUCCAGGUUAAUUAUCUGGCGCAUUUCCUUUUGGUGAACUUGUUGGUUCCUUGCAUGUCCCCGGGGGGCACUGUUGUCAUGGUUAGCACCAGUAUUCGACCGGAAACUGGGGCUCCGGGGUAUGAGGAUAUUAAUUUCUCGAAUGGCCGUGUCUAUGAUCCACUCGAUGCAUACGCACAGUCUAUGUUCGCCAAUAUCCAGUUCGCCAAAUCCCUGGCGAAAUCCUGUGCCGGGCGUUCGCUCACAGCAUUUUCUAUUAACCCAGGGAAUAUCAGGACCAACCUGCUGACAUGCGUCUCGCCAGACCAAGUCUCGACAUGGCUCCGGAAGAAGAGAGAUGCCGGACAGGAACAACCGUUGCUUUUACAACAAGUACCCAAAUCCCUACCGCAGGCUAGCGCGACUGUUCUCCGAGCGCUUCUGGAUCCGAUUCUUGAAGGCCAGUCGGGCGCAUUCCUCGAUAACUGCCAGGUUCUCGCAUUGCCAAAUAUGGACUUUCCUGCGGGGGAAUCGAGUGCAAAGAGACUGUGGGAGUUGAGUGAGGAGCUGGUCGGGGAGGUGUUCAAAUGGUCCUAG
Messenger RNA from Monascus purpureus, 951 nucleotides. Lineage: Eukaryota; Fungi; Ascomycota; Eurotiomycetes; Eurotiales; Aspergillaceae. The record is from the annotation of a GenBank genome assembly.